AACACACUCACCUAAAUGUUUCCCUUGAAGAAAAAUAUUCUAAAUGAUGUUUAUUUGCAUGUAAAUAAAAUCUAAAUUAUACUGCAACAGUAAUUGUGUUUGAAAACAUUUGUCUAGUGUUGACACACAAGUAGGUUUAAGGUGUUAAUCAACUGAAUUAAUACCCUCAUCAGCAUUAUGUUUGAAACAUCUCAGUGAUUAUGCAGCAGGUUGAGUAGAUUAAGUGGCUCUUGAUCCAGACAAUUGACUGGGACCUUUUUGCUCCCCAAGGCAGCAACUGAAUUAUAUAAAUAUUGAGCUAAUUACGGUUUGAUUGGCAUUUAAAUGGUAUUUAUUCUGUAAAUUAUUCAUUUCAAAGUCCUAUCUGUUGAUUUGAUUCCUGUGGAAAAAUCCCUUCUCUGGACUCUGAGUUGUCCUUCAGUUAAUUCCAUUGAGAGAAUGAAAUGCUGAUUGUAGUUUUCUGGCGCAUCUGCUCAGGGUCUUGCUUCUGCCGAUUAUGUCAUCAUGCUAUGGUAAUACCACUCAGCCAAAAUAUACUGUAUCUCUUUUUCAAUUCUGUUCUUUCACAUAGGUUUUUUGAAAUAGUUCAGCAAUUUUGUUAUUAGAUUCAUGUUUCUUACUGGCUUAAUGUUUUCAAAUGUGGUAAUGUCAUAAAGUCAUACAUUCAGCCAGUCAUCUAGUGUGACAUCAUCGACAGGUGCAGGACCCCAAGCCAAGAAACAUGGCGUCCCCUAAAGACACUAGACCCCCGCCCUAUGCACUUUAGACCUUAUUUUUAUGGUUAUAAGGUACAAAGCCGCCAACAUUUUUCAACAACUGGACACUGGACAUCAUUUUGCUCAUUUUCAACAACAUUUUGAUGGAUAUCUCCAUAAAUGAAAGGUAAAAACUACACAUUGUCACUUUAAUUGCUAAAGUGUCUCCUCAGCAUUCAUUAGUGUCUACAGGAGUGGUUCAUUACUAAAUCAAACAAAUCAGCUGUGUUCAUCAUCUAAAACAGGGGUCACCAACACCGGUCCUUGAGGGCUACCAUCCUGCACACGUUAGCUGUUUCUUUGUUCCUACACUGAUUGAAAUUAAUAAGUAAUUAACAGGCCUGUGCAGAGUUAAGGAGAGGAUCAAUUCUCUGGAGGCAGGCUUUGCACAUUUGAAACGUUAAAGAAGUGGUAAUGACCCCCUCAGAGUCUUACGCCACCAACAUUUCAUUUUUGAAAAAUGCGGCACAAAGAGGCGUUUCCUGUAAGACCGAGAAGGCGGAGCUACAACCGUGAUUGACAUACACAAAUUUGAAGCCAGAUGGCGACGGAGAGCGACACUAGCUCAGAGCAGUCAUUCGAGGUGGAGGACUUUUCUCCACCUUCUUCCCCAGAGGAUAGGGAGGAGGGCUUUUGGGGGGAAGCAAGCGGUCCUGAACCGUAUCUUUUUGAGCCACUAGCUCGUGAGUUGUCCGAGUCCCCUGGAGCCGAGCCAGCAGGAGUAUCAAGGCAUCGAAUGGGUCCAGUCUCUGAGUGGUGCACCUGUGGCCACUGUACAUCAUUGUCUGCCAGAGAAAAUGUGUGCUGCAGAGAAACGCCCAAGGUAAUGCUCAGGUGUCAGCAGGUGGGUGUAACCUCCUGCAUAACUGAGCAUCCUGGUUUUGAGCCUGUUGCUCUGAAUCCCUACGUGUUGCAGGCAGUUUAUGGCACCUUUCUGCAACUCUAUGGGGAGAUGCAGGAGACUAUGCUCAACAGGUGUUACAGACAUCUGGCGUACCGGAAUGUGGUCAGGUGGUGUUGGGGUUACCUGGGACAGCACAUUCGUGUUGUCAUCCCGUCAUGUGCUGUCUCCAGAAUAAGGCAGGAGUUCCCAGAAGACGGUGCAUACAAAGGAUUCCUCCCUCCUCUGAACUUGAAUUAAAAAUUUUUUUUUAUUAAAUA
Messenger RNA from Nothobranchius furzeri (turquoise killifish), 1916 nucleotides. RefSeq names its product P2X purinoceptor 7-like. NCBI's taxonomy places the organism in Eukaryota, Metazoa, Chordata, Actinopteri, Cyprinodontiformes, Nothobranchiidae. The record is from RefSeq and is a predicted model, not a curated record.